Molecule: messenger RNA, 2105 nt
Organism: Melospiza georgiana
Lineage: Eukaryota; Metazoa; Chordata; Aves; Passeriformes; Passerellidae
Gene: PBXIP1
Product: PBX homeobox interacting protein 1
Exons: 11
Coding region: 78-1940 (620 amino acids)
Source: RefSeq, a predicted model, not a curated record
CGCGGGGGCGGCGGCGGCGGCCCCGGGGAAAGUUCCCGGCAGGACGCGGCGGGCGCAGGUAGCGCUGGACUGUCCCUAUGGCGGAGAAAUUGGAUUCCCGAGAUUCAGAGAGCAGCUGGGUGCUGGCAGGCAGUGAGGGUCUGCCCAUUGACACGGUGGGCCCAGAGCAGGACUCAGCCUCCCACGGGUCUGAUGAUGAAGAACCGGAGGAGGAGGAGGAGGAUGAAGGCACCCAGGACACAGUCACAGCUGUGACUGCCAAUGGUGCCACCACCGCCCCCAGCCAGAGCUUGUGCCCUGAGGGCCGCGAGCAGGGGUGCCUGUGUCUGCAGGAGCCAGAGCAACGUGAGGACUCCAAGGCACGGGCAGAGCCUGCCCUGGAUGGCUCUGCAGAGCCCAGCGUGUUGGAGGACGAUGAGCAGGAGGAGCUGAAGGCUGAGGCUGAGCCACAAGCCCGCCCUGACACCCCCGCAGCAGGGCCAACAACAGAGGACAUGUCCUGCACCAGCAGUGACGACAACAUGGAGGGGCUGCGGUGGCGGCCGGGCCACAAGCCCCGUCCUGAGCCCGCCACUGUCACACCUGCCCCACAACGGGGGACACCACACACUGGUGAUGACGGGCUCAGUGUGAGCACGUACCUGCUGGGGGCCUUGGCCGUGGUUGUUGUGGGGCUGCUGAUCAUCACUGGUGGUAUCUACGACGUGGCUGACGGCCCUGUGGAGAGUAUGGGGAGCUGGGACGUGGCUGCUGGGGAGCAGGAGUCGCUGCUGUCCAUAGACAGCAAUGACUCCCAGCAGCAGCAGCCCCCUCUGCCCGACGAUGGGGGCACGCAGAGCAUGCAGUCCAUGAGCCAGCUCCUGGACAAGCUGGCCAAGGAGAACCAGGAGAUCCGGCUCAUGCAGGCAGAGCUACAGGCCCACAAGGAGGAUCUGCAGGCGCUGCUGCACAAGAGCCAGGGCGAGGCGGCGGCGGCCGGGGCGCAGCAGCAGAGCCUGGCCACGGAGAACGCGCGGCUGCGCACGGCGCUGGAGCGGGAGGUGACGGCGCUGCGCCAGGCCCAGGCUGAGCUGCGGCGCCUGCAGGCCACGGGGAGCCCUGGCAGCCCCAGGGAGCCACGGGCAGAGCAGCAAAGUGCCACGGGCGUGCCAGGGCACGGCAAAGCCGCGGCACGGCGGCACGGCAGCCUGGACUCGCUGCGGCAGGAGCUGGCGGACACCCUGGACCGUGUGCGGGGCUCUGGGGAUCUCAAGGGGCUCGUGGAGGAGCUGAGCGCCCUGGAGCAGCACCUGGCCCAGGUGCUGGAGGCAGACAGGUCCUUCUCCACACCCUGGAAGAAGCCAUCCAAGGUGGAGAAGGAGAGCAAGUGGCACAAGCAGCAUGGUGCCAGGGGAUCUCCCCACGAGCAGGAGAGGAGAGAGCAGGGCAAGCCCCACAAGAAGGAGCCCCGAGCCCCUCGUGAGCACAAGGCAGGCAAAGCCUGGGGGAAGCCAUCUCACAGCCACCCCCGGCACGAUUCCCAUGAGCUGCCCUGGCUCAAGCGGUACCGGGCACCCCAGGGCUGCUCUGGGGUGACUGACUGUGCCCACAAGGAGGGCCGGGAAGUGCUGGGGGUUGCCCUGGAGCCGGUGCAGAAGGUGCAGUUCCUGCAACUGCUGGAGAGCUUCAUGGGGCAGCUGGGCUUGGGGAGACAAUUUGGGAGGCUGGCACCGCAGCUCGAUGGCGCCUUCAGGGCUGACGGUGUCUUUGCCCACGACCGCCUGCGGUUCGUGGAUUUUGUGGAUGAUGUGGAGGAUCUGCUGGAGGAUGUGGCGUGGCAGGAGCAGGGUGACAAGAAGGCAGCUGACGGCUUUGAGGAGUUCAUGCUGCAGCACUACAGGGGCGCCUCCGGGAACAUGUGGAGCCAGAGAGCCCCAAGGCAGCAUGGCACGCGUGGGUAGAGCCAGGGGGGCAUUUGUGUGCCAGCCCCCCCACACAAGGGCUCCCCACAUGCUGUUUAUGGGGUCUAGGGGUGCCCCACACCCUGUAGGGCCACGUAGGGCCACAUCCCUAACCAAAUGCACUGUGUGACGCUGCACUGCCACCUUGAAUAAAGUCACUGCUGG